UUCCUUCCACCUGCGCCGCGGCGCCGCCAUGGAGCCCACCCACGCACGAGCCCACGCAAGCUCCAUCCAUCUCCACGCACAUAUAUAACCAGCUCCACUUAGCUAAGCUCAGGCCAGACACACAAACUACUACUCCACAUCAGUUCACCGCCGGCAAAAGCAGCGAAACAGAGUCCACGUCCCCAUGAUGUGCAGCUCCGAUCAUUUCGCCAGUAAUAAUCACUUGUACCUUCAGCACAAUCACCAGAGGUUACCGGGGACUGGGGUCGUGGAGGCCUGCGAUCUCGAGAGGAUCCGGCACGAGCAGAGCCGGCAUGGCCAGGAGGCGGAGGAGCACCGGUCGGACCCGAGCGCGGCGCUGACGACGUACCUGACCUUCCUGGAGCACAAGGUCGGGCAGCUCCGCGGGAUCCUCUGCUCCGCGCCGCGCCACCCGCAGCAGCAGCGCGCCAUCGUCUCCGCCGAGCUCCGCUGCAUCAUCGUGCAGCUCUCCUCCAUCGCCAACGACCUCGCAUCCGACUCCGGCGCCGGGGCGGCGGACGUGGCCCCGUACGAGCCCAGCGAGGAGAGGUCGCCGUCGCUCUCGGACGCCACGCACGACGACUCCGACGACCACGCCGGGGCUGACGACGGCGGGGAGGAGGAGGGGGAGGGGCCGUACGAGGUGGUGCAGAUCGAGAAGGAGGCGAUCCUGGCGCCGCACGCGCACUGCUGCAAGGUGUGCGGCAAGGGGUUCAAGCGCGACGCCAACCUGCGCAUGCACAUGCGAGGCCACGGCGACCAGUACAAGGCGCCCGGCGCGCUCGCCAGGCCCGGCUCGCCGGCGCCGGGGGCGGGGACGGAGAGGCGCUUCUUCUACUCGUGCCCCUACGCCGGGUGCAAGCGCAACAGGGAGCACCGGGACUUCCAGCCGCUCAAGACCCCCGUCUGCGUCAAGAACCACUACCGCCGGAGCCACUGCGACAAGAGCCACGUCUGCUGCCGCUGCGGCGUCAAGCGCUUCUCCGUGCUCGCCGACCUCCGCACCCACGAGAAGCACUGCGGCCGCGACCGCUGGGUCUGCUCCUGCGGCGUCUCCUUCUCCAGGAAGGACAAGCUCUUCGCCCACGUUGCCAUCUUCGACGGCGGCCACACGCCCGCUCUGCCGCCCAGCGACGACGAAGCCACCGGCCACUGCACCGCCGCCACUGCCACUGCCACUGCCAUUAACAGUGUCCUCGUGCCCGGCUCCGGUGGGUUGCUCCCGACCGGUGGCGAGGAAGCAGUGAACCUGAUGGAACAGAGCUUCUCCGGUCAAAUGCUCGACGGUCUCAACUGCUCCGGCGCCAAAGUGGGCAUUGACGACGUCAGAGCAAAGCUCUCCUCCCCAGUCGGCAUUGACUUCUGUGACUUCGAUGGCUUCGACCUCUUGGGAGCAGUUGCAAUGGACUUCAAUUUCUGAUACUCUCUCAUCCUGAUGAAAAACUAGAUCUUUUUUUUUUCUUUGGAUAAGGAGGUUAAUGUUAAACCAAAUUGGUUGGCACUAGCAUGCACAGCAAUUAGGAAACUGUUGAACGGAUUAAGACAAAUAUUUCUACUCCUGCAAUUCAGCAACCACCAUGACGAUGACAUUGAUUAUUUAUAUUUAUCUGAAGGGAAUUGAGAUGCUGAAGUGACAGAUAAUGAUCCAACUGAACUUAAGGAAAGCAUUAGGACAUUUUGGGACUUGCUGCAGUUGCAGGCAUUAUUCAGUACUAGUUCAGAGGUCAGACUUCCAUGUUCAUCAUAUCUGAUAAUCAUAAUCAUCAAUAAGCGUGUACAGUGACUAGAGUUG
Triticum aestivum (bread wheat) is the source of this 1813-nucleotide messenger RNA. RefSeq names its product zinc finger protein STAR3. Lineage: Eukaryota; Viridiplantae; Streptophyta; Magnoliopsida; Poales; Poaceae. The transcript has a single exon. Gene Ontology annotation, biological process: response to acidic pH; response to aluminum ion. The record is from RefSeq and is a predicted model, not a curated record. Bases 185 to 1441 code for a protein of 418 amino acids.